Messenger RNA from Bombyx mori (domestic silkworm), 4182 nucleotides. RefSeq lists its product as uncharacterized. Bases 265 to 1578 code for a protein of 437 amino acids. Gene Ontology annotation, cellular component: nucleus. Gene Ontology annotation, biological process: negative regulation of meiotic nuclear division; regulation of mitotic nuclear division. The record is from RefSeq and is a predicted model, not a curated record. NCBI's taxonomy places the organism in Eukaryota, Metazoa, Arthropoda, Insecta, Lepidoptera, Bombycidae. The transcript has 2 exons.
GAUUAAAUUCUCUUUACACUACACUACACACCAACAAGAAAAUUGAAAACGUCUUUCAAAAAAAAUGUUUUUAAGUUGAUUGUUGAGUUUUGAAUUAUCGAGUAAUAUCGAGAUCUAUAAUUUAAAUAUCAUUUUCGUAACGACGACGGUAUGCUGUAGGAAAAGCCAAAAUGCUCCUAGCAAAGUAAGUUAGCUAGGUUUUGAUUUGAUGAAAGAUUGUUUUCGGAACUCGCCGUUGGCAUUUUGUAAUCAAACUCAAGAACGAUGGAAUCGAGCACAUUAUUAGCCAAUACUAUGGAGAUCCCAUCAAAUUAUGAGAAAUCUACGCAGCCUGCGAUAUUUAUUGAUAUUAGUUUGUGUAAAAAUGAAGAAAGCGGGUAUCAUACUUUAACACCAGGAUCAAUCGAAGCCUCCAAUUUGUCGAGUGACUACUUUGAACAAUCUAUUCUCGCUAAUAACAAACGUAUUACUGGCCAGAUUCGUUAUAUUACACCAGAGACGAAUCAGUGUAAUAGACCAUCAGUUAUACUUAAUGAUAUAACAGGAACACCAUUGCCAAGGCGCGGCUUGAAACGAUCAUAUCAAGACAUAGAAACGUUGGAGUUACCAUAUAGUCCCAUACCUACUCCUACUAGUUUGAUUGCUGGACAAAUCAGAAAUCUCUAUGUUAAUGAAAACAAAGAAAACUCAUCCCGCUCGUUAAAUGCUAUAAAUAUAGACAGAGCAAACAAUCUUACAAAACAUCUUUUACAAGGUCAUGAAUCAGCAUCAUAUCCAAUAACACCAGUUAAAAGAAAUUGCAAGACAAAUCCUUGUAGGAAAUCGGCCAAAAAACUCAAUUUUGUAACACAUUCGCUAUCAUGUGAAAUGCGUGAAUUACAACAAGUGAACAGGCCGAGAGCACUAGUAGAAGCAGUAAAAACUGUACUAUUCAAACCUAACAAUGAUAUAAUUCAAAGGCUAUAUGAAGGCAAUGUAAUACCACCAAUUGCAACUAUUUUGAAUUACUUGUCGAAUGAAGAUAUUAAUAACUUCAUUUUAGUAAGUGCAACUUGGGCUGAGGUUUGGACAUCAGUAAGUGAUAGUGAACGAAAAGUAGCAUAUGAACAGUAUUUAAAAAACGCAAAGGAAAACCAAGAAAAUGGUCAAAAAAUUGUACAUAAAAAUAUAGAAAGGAAAAAUACAUUUUCAGCUAAGAUUGGUUGUUUGAGAGAAAUUCACAAUGAAUUAAACAAUAGUAAAAUAGUGCCCACUCCUAGAAGUCCUCCAGGAACUCCAAAAUCAAACAGAUUCAAGAAAUUUACAAAGUCAGCAUCACUAGAUACACGCAUGCAGCUUUCUUGUGUAAGGUGUUCAUUACCUGCAAAAGUAACAGUUGAAACUUCAGGCGAGGAAUGGGUAGAAUGUAUCAAUGUGUUAUGUGCUUACCAGUUCUGUAGGUUUUGUCAAUGUGAAAGGCAUCCUGAUAAAGUAUGCUUUCAGUAUGACCUCAAUGGACCUAGUCCUUCAAAAAGGAAGAAAACUCAUUAUGCAAUAGGUACCAAGAAAAGCAGGAAAAACCUGCGAAGACUCCUAUGAGCAAAUACUAUAUAGUAAUUUUACAUACCAGUGACAUUCAAUUAUUAAUAUUAUUUUUAUAACAUUCCACAAAAUUAAUUGGUGUGUGUUUUUUAAAGCGAGAAAUUUUCAGUGCCAUUUAGAACAUUUAUUGUUCAAAACAAUAAAUACGUAAUUAAGUUAGCUGGUGUCACAAUUUUGUGAUAAUAUACCUCAUGACAUAUUUUAUGACAUUAAGUUUAAUUAACAGGUAUUUUAGGACACAACACAAGGAGUGCUCAAAUAUUGUUUAAACACCUUCUUUAUAAAUUGUGAAAGUUGUGAAUUGGCUACCAACCCAAUAUUCAAAUUGUAAUGUUGACAUCUUACCUGCUCAUUGAUAUUGGAAGUAUUUGAAAGGACUAAAGUUAUCAAGUGAACAUGAGCUAUAACAUGUUUAUGCAUUUAUUGAGCAUUCCAUGUAGAAAUAAUUUGAAAUUACUCUAAUAGACUGAUAAGUUAGGCCAUCACUGAACCAGAAAGUCUGUUUUAUUUAGCAUGUAAAAGGAGUCAGUAGGAUUACAUUGAUUUAGUAUUACUUUGUGUUUGUGUGUAGUUUUAAUUUGUUUCCUUUUUUUUCACACACUUCAAUUUAUAGUUUAUGCUAGAUGUAUGUUGUUUGUUGUAAUUAAUUACCGAUUGAAAAAAGAUGUAAUUGAAUUGCAUUCUUAGCACACCAGUUUCAGGCAUCAGAAUCACUUUAAUUUGUUAUUUUUAUAUCUUGGAUUUAAUUUUUUUUUAAUUUGCCAAAAGGAUAAUUUUAUUUUGUCUUCAUAAUCUUAAAAUCGGAUACACAUAAAAUAUGUUGGCGUUUUAUUCAUAUCAUAAUGGGCACAAACUUAAAUUUUAAAUGCACCUAAUAAAAUGUUUCAAGUAAGUAAUAAACAUAGUGAUAAUCAAAUAAAGACUGAUCAUACACAUCAGUACGGCAUUGUGAAUCAUACAGACAGUCCAAAAAAAAAAACAAGUAUUUUAUUUUACAAAAAAUAUAUGGCAUUAUAUGUAUGCAAGUCUAUUUCUUUCAAAACAACAAUUUGCUAUGUAGUUUGUUAUACUGUGAUUUAAAUUAAAUUAAUAUUAAUUCUUAAAUUAUGUUUUACAUUGCAACUCAAUUUUAUAAUAUUAAAAAUUAUAAUUUUGUCACGACAAUAUAACACUGAUUAGAAUGUAUAAUUUUAUUUAAUUGCCAUAAGAAUUUAUUUGACUAUAAUUAUUAUGAUCUGUAAUUUUUAUUCAAUUUGUCACAAUAUUCUACUUAUCUUUAUUAUACUCUAUUGAAUACUCCUAGUCCUGUAAGUUAUUUGUCAAAGUUUAAUGCGAUUUAGAAAAUCUUGAACAUGUACUAGACUGAUUCUUAACUACCUCACUAACUUCAAAUAAUUACGUUUUAGGUAUUAAUAUUACAUAUUAAAAAAGGUACUUAUUUGUAUGUGUAUUAAAAAUGAAUUUGAUGGUGUUGUUUCUGUUUGUUGUUAUUUAAAUGGUGCCAGAAAAGUAUUAUUUCAAGAUUUUCUGAAUCAAUCUCUUACUUUUCGAAUUUAGAUUAACAUUAGCUGUAAAUAGUACCUAUUUUAAAUGUAAAUAACUGUGUUUGAAAAAUGCAAACUAGAAUAAGGACUAGAGUCCAUGGUUGAUUACCAGUUGAUUACAAACUGCUGGGUGAACUAAAUACCUGAUAUUUUUAGAAGAAUAUUAAGUAUUGUGCGGGACCAAGAUAAAAAAUUAGUAAAAUAAACACAUGAAAGUUCAUUUCCCAAAAUAGGAAAGUUUGAAUUCAUCUUAUCUAUCAUGUUUAAUUGCCGAUUUUCGUUUCUAGAUCAUUUUAAUAACUGUAAUUCGUGUUUACUUGGUAAGAAUAAAAUCUUUACUUUAAAGUAAGAAAUAGACUAAACUCUUAUAUAAAUCUCGAUUUCAUAAAAUAGCGUGAAACGAAUCUCAUUUUGUAAAAACCGCCAAAAUUUCACCAAAACGCUCAGUCGGAAUGAAGUAGUUUAAUUGAUGCCUACUAUGCUACUCAUUCGCUUCGCCGGUCCGACUGGAACCUAAACAGUCCUUGAUAAAAAAUAGCCUGUCUUGAAGUGUAAGAAAAAAACUGCCAAAUAUUACAAUUGGUCCAGCGAAAGGGCCUUAGAUUAGUCCGGGUAAACAAAUAGAGUGGAAAUCUUCUUAAAUUCGUGUAUGAGUUUUCGGAUUAUUUCAUCAACUAAAAGUUUAAAUUAAAAAGAAAUUCAAUUUCAUCAAAAACACAAUUUCUUUGUUUCUCUUGAUCUAAAAAAUAAAGUUUUUAUUACAUACUAUAGACAAAAGGCCCCAAGGGUCAAUAUUUAAGAAACAAAUCGCCCAACCCGUAAAGUUGAAAUGUACCUACUCCAUUCUGUAUUUAAGUAAUUGUUUUUAAUUUAAUUUUGAAUGAAUUAUCGCUUAUUGUAUCGAAAGGAAUUGGAAGACCUGUUUUUAAAUCUGCAUAAGAUUUUUUUUUAAGUUGUCGUCAAAAACACAAUGUUUUAAAGCCAUAUUAACAGUAUGAAUGCAUUUUUUUAUUGUUCAACAAGAUAUAAUUAAUGAUUAAAUAUUUUCAACCAAAAA